AUGAAGUUCCGAAACACUCUAGCACUUUUCAUUCUCUCUGUCCUUUCAUUCUCAGUAUCAUGGACAACUGCAAAAACAGUUGACAUUGAUGGCUUUCUCCAAUGCCUCACAAAAUAUUCUCAUGCCCACCCAAUCCAAGAAGCAAUUUACACCCCUCAAAAUGCCUCAUUUCAAUCUGUUUUGUUAUUGCAUAUCAAUAACCGCAGAUACUCGACAUCCACAACUCCAAAACCUUUGGCCAUAAUAACUGCCAAGAAUGAGUCCCAUGUCCAAGCAACUGUGCUUUGUGCCAAACAUCACGGAUUGCAAGUUAAAAUCCGAAGUGGUGGCCAUGAUUUCGAGGGUUUAUCUUACACGUCGGAUAUCCCUUUUGUCAUUCUCGACAUGUUUAAUAUUAACUCCAUUGAUGUUAAUCUUGCGGAUAAAACCGCUUGGGUUCACUCUGGAGCUACUCUUGGAGAAGUUUAUUAUGCAAUUGGUACAAAAACCAACGUUUACGGGUUUCCUGCCGGGCUUUGUCCAACGGUUGGUGCUGGAGGCCACAUCAGCGGUGGUGGUUAUGGGGUUAUGAUGAGAAAAUACGGGCUUAGCGUUGAUAAUGUGGUGGAUGCUAAGAUAGUUACUGUGAAGGGUCAAAUCCUUGAUAGAAAGUCAAUGGGAGAAGACCUGUUUUGGGCCAUCAGAGGAGGUGGUGGAGCUAGCUUCGGAGUCAUUCUUUCAUGGAAGCUCCAGCUGGUUCCAGUUCCAGCCAAAGUGACUGUGUUCAACGUUACAAAGACCAUAGAGGAAGGUGCUACAGAUCUUGUUUAUAAGUGGCAAACUGUUGCACCUGAGCUGCCCAAAGAUCUCUUCCUGAGAGCAAUGCCCCAAGUGAAGAAUAUUGAUACCAAGGGAAACAAGACCGUGGCAGUAUCAUUCAUUGGCCAGUUUUUGGGACAAAGUGACGAGGUUGUUGCAUUGCUGAAUGAGCGUUUCCCUGAAUUGGGUUUACAACGAACAGACUGCCAUGAAGUGAGGUGGGUGGAAGCCACUGUAUUUUGGGCUGAGAAUCCUAUUGGAACUCCGAUAGAUGUUCUUCUCGACAAGCCAACUGAACCAGCAACCUUCUACAAAGGCAAGGCAGACUAUAUGAAGGAACCACUUCCAAAAUAUGUUAUAGAAGCUUUAUGGAAGAAGAUGAUUGAGAUAGAGAAUAUUUGGGUGGAUAUGAACCCUUACGGUGGAAGGAUGAGUGAGAUUCCUGAGUCUGCAACGCCAUACCCUCACAGAGCUGGAAACCUAUUUUUUGCUCUAUACUAUAGCUCAUGGUAUGAUGAAGGGACUGAGACCACUGACAAGUACGUUCGCUUAACAAGAGAGUUGUAUGACAUGAUGACUCCAUAUGUCUCCAAGAGUCCAAGAGAGGCCUUCCAAAACUAUAGGGAUCUCGACAUUGGUGCCAAUCAGGAUAAUCAUACUAGCUUUGAAGUUGCUACAAUUUAUGGAAGGAAGUACUUUAAAGGUAAUUUGGCUCGGUUGAUACGGGUGAAAACCGCGAUUGAUCCUCAUAAUUUUUUCAGGCACAAACAAAGUAUCCCACCUCUUUAG
Messenger RNA from Prunus dulcis (almond), 1587 nucleotides. RefSeq names its product berberine bridge enzyme-like 7. The transcript has a single exon. NCBI's taxonomy places the organism in Eukaryota, Viridiplantae, Streptophyta, Magnoliopsida, Rosales, Rosaceae. Gene Ontology annotation, molecular function: FAD binding; oxidoreductase activity. The coding region runs from base 1 to 1587 and encodes 528 amino acids. The record is from RefSeq and is a predicted model, not a curated record.